ACAUCACCAAAGCAUCAACCUUCAGCUCAGAGUGAGUUAGCUUUUCGUUUCGCGAGCGUCGCGUUCCGUUCAACCUUCGUCCUGUACGUUUGUUGCAUAUAUUAUAUUGUUCAAUUUUUGUGUGUAUCGAGUGAGCGGAAAUAUCGAACCUCCGCGGCAAUGUCCUGCCGAGCGAGUUCAAUUCUUUGAAUUGCGGAAAUUGUGAAUCAUCGCCGUCUGCGGAAAAAAUAGUGCGUUCUCUCUCGGGCCAUGAACAACAAGAAAAAAGCAUGCAUUUGUUUACUAGUUUAGCGAAAAGAAAAAGCUGUAAAAGUUGAAUGGUGUGGAAGAGAGCAGCAGCGUCGUAAAUAAAGCCAGCGAAAAGGUGUAUCAAGCGCGAGCCAGCGUUUCAAGUGAAAACAAAGCUUUUGAAUAGUGUGAAAAUUUCAAUUGGAGUGUACAUCGCAGCUGUGCUCUGCAUAACAGGAAAACAAGAUGGUUCAAAAGUACGAAUCACCCGUCAGGAUAUAUAAAUAUCCUUUCGAGCUAGUGAUGGCCGCGUACGAGCGCCGUUUCCCCAAGUGUCCCCAAAUGCCGAUCGUGCUGGAUUGCGAAGUUAUGGAGGACGAAGUCAUGGACAACGGAGCAAAGCGGGAAACGAAACGUCGCUGCAAGCUGGCCGUCGAUGCUCCGUAUCUCUUCAAAAAAAUCAUUGGCAUCGACGUUGCGUUCUUCAUUCAGAAGAACUUUCUGGACAUGAAGGCUCGCACCCUGAACAUCGAAGCCACCAACGAAACGUUCUCCUCGAGGAUCGAAAUCUUCGAGAAGUGCCGCUACUAUGCUCACCCGGAGAAUCCCGACUGGACCUGCUUCGAUCAGACGGCCACGCUCGACAUUAAGAAUUUUUUCGGCUUCGAGCACUCGAUGGAGAAAAUGGGAAUGAAGCAGUAUUCGCAAACCACACAAAAGGGCAAAGAAAUUAUAGAGUUCUUCAUCAACGAGCUGAAGAAGGAGGGUAUUACCCAUGUGGACAGAUGGAAUGAGGAACCGGUCACGGACACCACUAACGAGACCAAUGUCAACGAAAAACCUCCCCUUACUCGAGACAACAGCAUCCUGGAUGCGGACUACAUCGCCAAAUACCUCGGUCAACUGUCCCCUCUGCAGGAGUCCAAGCUUGUUCAGUUCCGCAAAAAGAUCGAAGAAUCCAGCAGUCGUAACGUACCGGACUUUCAAACCCUGCUGCGGUUUCUGCGUGCGCGAGACUUUAGCAUUGACAAAGCUGCCAGCAUGUUGCAAGAGUCGAUGCAAUGGCGCGAAGAGCAUCGAAUCGAUGACAUUCUCAGUGAGUACAAAACACCGAUUGUGAUAGAGAAAUACUUCCCCGGCGGAUGGCAUCAUCAUGACAAAGAUGGGCGACCUCUUUACAUUCUCCGAUUGGGCAACAUGGAUGUGAAAGGUCUUCUCAAAUCCGUUGGAGAGGAUGAACUGUUGAAGUUGACACUGCAUAUUUGCGAGCAAGGGCUGAAGCUGAUGAAGGAAGCGACGAAGCUUUUCGAAAAGCCCGUCUGGAAUUGGUGUCUGCUAGUGGAUUUGGAUGGGCUAUCUAUGCGCCAUUUGUGGCGACCGGGAGUAAAAGCUUUGCUGCGAAUAAUUGAAACCGUGGAGCAAAAUUAUCCGGAAACAAUGGGUCGUUUGUUGAUAGUGAGAGCUCCACGCGUAUUCCCAGUGCUAUGGACGAUCGUUAGCACGUUUAUUCAUGAAAACACCCGUUCGAAGUUUUUAUUCUUCGGUGGCCCUGACUGCUUGCAUACGGAGGACAGCUUGGAACACUACAUACCGACAGAAAAAAUACCUAGCUUUCUGGGAGGAUCGUGUAACCCGAGCAUUCCCACGGUAAUGGAACCGGUACCACCCAAGCUCUACACACGCUGCUUUCUGAGCGCGUGUAAUUGUAGCCUCAUCCACGAGGGUGGUCUGAUCCCGAAGCAUCUGUACAAGUCGGAAUCGAUAGAAGGUAGCAACGGUGUGCCGCAUAACCACGACCAUCAUGGGCUGUACAAAUCGGUAGAUCUGAAACCGGGGCAAGUUUUUGAGCUCAUGGUUAAAAACACCGACCCGAAAUCGGUACUCACGUGGGACUUUGAUGUGCUCAAAAAUGAUCUUUUGUUUGCUCUGUAUCGAACCGAUAAGGAAACAGAACUGAAUUAUAAUGAUUCUUUCUCAUCAAUAUUCGAUUCAGCGGACUUUAUGGAAGAUGUAAACUACAGCAAACUAGAGGACAAGGUUAAAUGUAAGCCUAAGGAGGGCGUGCAGGGUUCCCACGAAAUGGCCACAGCUGGCACCUAUGUGUUGCAGUGGAUGUGUCCUCCUUCCUGUGAAGGUCCUGCGCAGCUGAUGUACUUCUACGAGAUUCUAAGCUCGGCCAAUUACAAAGGCUCAAUGACAAGUCUGCAGUCACGGUUCUCCUCCAACAGUUUGCAAUCUCGAUGAGAUGCGACUUAUGAGGACAAUCCGAACAAAAUCUAUUCAGUGAAGGAUAACUGAAGAAAAAAGAACAAAUCGGAAACAACUUCUACAAAUCGUAAACCUCUCUUGAAACAACAGAAAAAACAGGCAACGAUCAUUGAAAAGCAAAUCAUUGGGAACUGCAAUUUGAAGGUUGUAACAUCGUAACAUUAAGUGAACUAUCGAAUCAAAAACCUUUUAACAGUAAACCAAGCCAAUCAAGAGAACGUUGUGUCACACCAGCAUCAAAAUGACAGGAUUCGAAUCAAUUAUCUUAGGGAAAUAGUAAAUUGCAGCGAAGGGAUUUAUUAGCAAAUUUAUAUAUGUCCAUGUGACUUAGACAUAAGACAAUAUCUGACAACAAAUCGCAAAACUUGUAUUAACUAUGGAACUGUGAAUCUUCAACAUUAAGAUGUAGAUCGCAAAAGUAAAUAGCUUGUAGUUCUGAAAGUAGACGCUAGAUUUUGAAUUUUAUACGUGAGAAGAUAGCAAAAAGGUUUUCAUAAUGCAUCGUUGUCGCACGAAGAAUGAAGCUCGACUAGAAACAUUUUUUGUGGCUACUGCUCAAAUAGCACAGAUUAAAAUAUAUGCAUGAUCUAGAAAUGGCCUUUUAGCCACUCAAUAUACGAGGAAAACAGGCAGAAGUCGAUGUGAGAAUAUGAUUUAUAGGUAUAAUGUUCCCAAACAUCAAUGCUGUACAUAACAAUAGGUGUACGUUCAUAAGAAUAGUGCAAUAGUUGAAAAAAGUAUAAAACUAUUCCCCACAUCUGUUCAACAUCACCGCCAAGUAGCACUUAUGAGGCUAGCAAUAGUUUGUCAUUUACUUUAUAUAAUUGUUCUUCGUUAAUAUUGACAAAACUUUUCUGUCCCUUUUCCGCGCAUAACUAGUUUCGCCCUAUAAUCACAAUGGAUCACGGGUAGGCGGACAAAGAAUAUACCGAAGGAAGGUUAUUUUCUGUGAUAAAGUUUUUAAUUUGUUCAAAGGCAGAGUUUUUGAGUCGACAUUAUCGAGAGGGAAGAUUUAUACGCGCCUCCUUUUUCCGGCCCACGUGUUUAUUGUAGUUGAAGUUUAAAUAUGUGCGGUCUGUUUUAAAAUAUUGCAUUACCCGUAACGAGGAUGAGUCCCAUAUAUAACGACAAAGAUUCCAACCAUCAGAUAUACGUAUAUAUCCUUACAACAAGCGAACCUCUGAAACACAGAAGAAAUUAUAUAUUUUUUAACGCAGAAAUACCAAAUACAAACAUAAUCAACAGUCCCAAAACAGGAUAAAUAUCUCAUUGGAAAGAUCUAUAAAACAUAUUUUUUUUAAUUUUAAACUGAUACCUAGCUCUGUGUGAACAUAAAAUUUAUUUUACACCACGAGAAUAGCAGUGGACCGCUGUGCGGAAACAUGUUUCCACGCAGGAAACGAGAGCAACUAUAUGUUACAAGAAUUGAGUAUAAUUAUGUGUUAACGAACAACACAAGAAACGAUCUAAAGUAUGAGCGUAGACGACGAAAACAGAAAUAUUAAGGAUGAAUAAUAGAGAUACAUCAAAAUCAAUCUAAUCUUGAACGGUCAAAAGGAUAGGUGUGGUAUUUGAUGGGGAAUUGAACAUUCAAUAAAUUAUUCAAAAAGUUA
Messenger RNA from Toxorhynchites rutilus septentrionalis, 4109 nucleotides. It is a transcript of the gene retm, whose product is annotated as protein real-time. The record is from RefSeq and is a predicted model, not a curated record. The transcript has 9 exons. Bases 475 to 2472 code for a protein of 665 amino acids. NCBI's taxonomy places the organism in Eukaryota, Metazoa, Arthropoda, Insecta, Diptera, Culicidae. Gene Ontology annotation, cellular component: cytoplasm.